Messenger RNA from Ostrinia nubilalis (European corn borer), 5004 nucleotides. It is a transcript of the gene Trpm, whose product is annotated as transient receptor potential cation channel trpm. Gene Ontology annotation, biological process: metal ion transport; monoatomic cation transmembrane transport; protein tetramerization. Gene Ontology annotation, molecular function: monoatomic cation channel activity. The transcript has 29 exons. The coding region runs from base 249 to 4979 and encodes 1576 amino acids. The record is from RefSeq and is a predicted model, not a curated record. NCBI's taxonomy places the organism in Eukaryota, Metazoa, Arthropoda, Insecta, Lepidoptera, Crambidae. Gene Ontology annotation, cellular component: plasma membrane.
GCGCGCUACAGUCGGUCGUGUGAGCACGUGCCGCCAGUGCAUCGCGCCACCGAAACUUUCUUACGUCAAAUCAAUGGAUAUAACCUAACACGCCGCGCUUUUCUCAAAUCAUCGACUACAAUGUGAAUUACCUUGUGUUUACAACAUCCAAAUGGGCUCUUAGUGUUCUCGUGCAUUGAAGUGACGUGUUUAUUGUGCCAACGAUGUGAAUAAUUUAGUGAAUAGUGUUUUGUGAAUAAAAGGGAGCUAUGAGUAUUCAAAAGUGUCUUCUGGAUAACUCCAGUAGGAUGAUAAAGGCGAUGUCCACGGCGAAGUCGAACAGCAACGAAGUGAAAACGGGCGUGCAAAGUGGCCUCAAAAGAGUGGUGGGGCUGGCGAUGCUGUCGUUGUCGAUUCCCGUCGAAGACAAAAACAAAAAAACAACUCGGAGUUGGAUAGAGAGCACGUUCCAGAAGCGAGAGUGCAAGUACUUCGUGCCCAGCGCCAAGGAUGAGCAUGUAUGCUGGUGCGGGCUCAGCAAGACGGCCCACGGGUCGAGCAUUGCUGUGGCCACGGCAGGCGAGGCCUGGGUGCCUACGAGGCACACGCAGGCAGCGCCUACGGACGCGUAUGGCACCGUCGAGUUCCAGGGCGGGCCGCAUCCAACUAAGGCACAGUACGUCCGUCUCUCCCACGACACUCGGCCCGAGCUGAUCGUCCAGCUGCUGACCAGAGAAUGGGCGCUGGACCGGCCGAAGCUGCUCAUCACCAUCCAAGGAGGAAAGGCCAACUUCGACCUCCAGCCCAAGCUGAAGAAGGUCCUGAGGAAGGGCCUGCUGAAGGCCGCGAAGACCACUGGCGCUUGGAUAUUCACUGGAGGCACUAACACUGGUGUAACCCGCCAAGUAGGCGACGCUCUUCAGCUAGAGCGGUCGCAGCGAGCAGGGCGGGUGGUCAGCAUCGGCAUCGCCCCGUGGGGCAUUGUGGAGGGCGCCAAUGAGCUCAUCGGGAAGGGGAGAGACGUCCCGUACCAUGCUAUCGCUUCGCCCAGGUCCAAACUGGCGGUGUUGAACAACAGACACGCGUACUUCUUGCUGGUAGACAACGGCUCGGUGGGCCGGUACGGGGCCGAGAUCGUGCUGCGGAGGAAGCUGGAGAAGUACAUCGCGGCGCAGAAGCUGCAUCCAUAUACGCACUCGUCCACGCCGGUGGUAUGCCUGGUGAUCGAGGGCGGCACGAACACCGUGCGCGCCGUGCUGGAGUACGUGACGGACACGCCGCCGGUGCCCGUUGUGGUCUGCGACGGCAGCGGCCGCGCGGCCGACCUCAUCGCCUUCGUGCACAAGUACGCGUCAGAGAGCGGCGAGCAGACGGUCCUGGAGUCGAUGCGGGACUACCUGAUCGGCACCAUCCAGAAGACCUUCGAGGUCGGGCUGCAGCAGGCCGAGUGUCUAUAUGGGGAGCUCCUACAGUGUACCAGGAAGAAGAACUUGAUCACCGUCUUCAGGAUCCAAGAGCGUGCAGAAGGCGGCGAGGUCCAGGAGUUGGAUCAGGUCAUCCUCACGGCACUGUUCCGGGCCCAGCACCUGUCUCCGAGCGAGCAGCUGUCCCUGGCUCUGACAUGGAACAGGGUGGACAUCGCACGGUCGGAGAUAUUCGUCUAUGGACAAGAAUGGCCUCCAGGUGCACUCGACGAAGCCAUGAUGCAAGCCCUCGAGCACGACAGGAUAGACUUCGUCAAACUGCUCCUGGAGAAUGGAGUCUCCAUGCGAAAGUUCCUCACCAUCCCUCGAUUGGAGGAGCUGUACAACACCAAGAGUGGUCCCAGCAACACCCUGCGGUAUAUCCUGAGGGACGUCAGGCCUCAUUUGCCCAGAGGAUACGUGUACACGCUGCACGAUAUUGGAUUGGUCAUCAAUAAGCUCAUGGGAGGUGCUUACAGGUGCUACUACACAAGGCGCAAGUUCCGUCCUAUCUACGCGAAGGUGAUGAACAAGAGCGUGAAUGUUCACCGCAACAGCGCGUCGUUCACCCGCCACAACGCCGGUGGGCUGUCGCUCAUCACCGGCUUUAUGCCUGUCACCACCGAGAUGGCGCUGUUUGACUAUCCUUUCAACGAGCUGUUGAUGUGGGCAGUACUGACAAAGCGCCACCAGAUGGCGCUGCUCAUGUGGACGCAUGGUGAAGAGGCCCUGGCCAAGAGUUUAGUAGCCUGCAAGCUGUACAAGGCCAUGGCCCACGAGGCAGCCGAGGAUGACAUGGAGACCGAGGUCUAUGAGGAGCUCAGGCACUACGGGAAGGAGUUUGAGAAUAAAGCGCUGGAGCUGCUAGAUUACUGUUACCGGCAAGACGACGACCAGGCCCAGCAACUGUUGACCUGCGAACUCCAGAACUGGUCGGGACAGACCUGCCUCAGUCUAGCCGUAGCAGCAAACCACCGAGCUCUACUUGCACAUCCGUGUUCUCAAAUAAUCCUCGCCGAUCUUUGGAUGGGAGGACUUCGAACACGAAAAAAUACCAACUUGAAGGUAAUUCUGAGCCUGCUGUGUCCGCUCUACAUACUUCAACUGGAGUUCAAGUCGAAGGAGGAGUUGCAGCUGAUGCCGCAGACGGAGGAGGAACACUUAGAGAACGAGAGUAUGGAGGACGACCGAAGUACGAAGGACCCAAACGACGCCGAGGCGUUGAUUGGCUCAGGGGCCGAGUGCGAUACUCGCGUGGAUCAGAACGGGAAAGUGGGUAAAAUAGGAUGGGAGCCCUCGUACCGGGAGCUCCCGGAGCACCACACGCCGGAGGACAAGCGGAUGAGGCCCCUCCGACUGAGGAAGAAGAUCUAUGAGUUCUUUACGGCGCCGAUCACCAAGUUUUGGGCUGAUUCGAUUGCCUAUAUAUUGUUCCUAUUGAUGUUUACGUAUACAGUAUUAGUCAAGAUGGACCCAACGCCGUCUUGGCCGGAGAUAUAUUCUAUUUGUUAUAUAUUAACUUUCUUAUGUGAGAAGAUAAGGGAAAUCAUUACGUCCGAACCUGUUGCUAUUAGACAUAAGUUCAGUGUAUGGGCCUGGAACAUGUGGAACACGUACGACGCGGGCUUCAUCAUCUUCUUCCUGGUGGGGUUGAGCCUGCGCCUGCGAGCCAGCAGCAUGGACGUCGGCCGCGUCAUCUACUGCGUCGACAUCAUCUACUGGUACCUCAGGAUACUCAACAUACUGGGCGUUAAUAAGUACUUAGGUCCUCUAGUCACAAUGAUGGGUAAGAUGGUGAAGAACAUGAUAUACUUCGUGGUGCUAUUGCUGGUGGUGCUGAUGUCUUUCGGGGUGGCGAGACAGGCCAUCCUCUACCCCGACAAAGAAGCCAGUUGGUAUUUGAUAAGAGAGGUGUUCUUCCAGCCCUACUUCAUGUUGUACGGAGAAGUAUUCGCUCCGGACAUCGACCCCGACUGCGGGCUGGAGGUCAACGACCACAAAUGCGUCACCGGCCGCUGGAUCACCCCAAUCGCGAUGACAAUAUACCUCCUCGUCGCCAAUAUACUGCUCAUAAACCUGCUAAUUGCCGUGUUCAAUAACAUAUUUAACGAAGUCAAUGAAGUCUCGCAUCAGGUGUGGAUGUUCCAACGCUUCACUGUGGUGAUGGAGUACGAACAAAAACCAGUGCUUCCACCACCGAUCAUCAUCUUCUGCCACAUCUACGCCACCUGCAAGUGGGUGACGAGGAACGUGUCGCACAAACGCUUCCAAUAUGAUAAUGGACUGAAGCUGUUCUUGGAGAAGGAGGAUAUGGAACGGCUGUAUGACUUCGAGGAGGAGUGCGUUGAGGGGUAUUUUAGGGAACAAGAAGUUAAAUUAUCUAAUUCAAUAGAAGAGAGAGUAAGAAACACUACAGACAGGGUAGAACAUAUCACGACCAAAAUGGAGGACUUAAAUCAAAAAGCUAAUUGCCAAAUACAGUCUAUGCAGAGUGUAGAGUUCAGAUUGCGUAAGCUAGAAGACGUAGCGGAACAGACCAUGAACCACCUAGCAGUAAUCCAUCGGUUCAUGGCGACCCACCCUUCGCUGGUGAACCGAGGGUCAACAGACACGUUAGGCCCGCCGCCCCCUACUUUCCAGGCUGGGGGGUCGCGGCUGAGAACUGCCAGCGAUCGGUCUGAGGUGCUGUCAGACAGCGACACCGGCGCCGCGCGUUUCGCCGUGCGCCCCGUGCAAGAGGAGGACGAGCAAGCCUCGCAGCCCUCCGACGACGAGCUGCCUCACUCAGCUCCAGAAGUGGCAGUGGAGAAGGAGCCAGAAGCGGACUCCAUUUCCACGUCAUCAGGCGGCAGCGUGGCAGGGCCUGACGUCACAGUCAUACCGAUUGUGCGCCCUCCUCCCCCUGUCACUCCGGCUAGACAGAGGUCGUCCGAUAGCAACAGGACAGAGCCGAGCGAUGAGAAGAAAGAUAUAAAGAGGUUACUUUCGUCAGUGCCCUCGACGACGGAUGACGCUUUCCUACCGGAAGUGCGCGAAAUGCCCGCCGACCUUCAAAGCCUGCGUCCGCGCACCACUUCCGCUGGCACGCGCCGGACGGCCAAUACUAGAAGGAGGUCGGAAGGCGGGAACGACUGCGGGAUGGGUGGCCACCACUCUGCCCAACACCUGGCUCCGAGGAGGCAGCACAGCCAGACCCAUUCAGAGCCUGAUAACUCCGCGGUCGACGCUGGGUCGGUCCACAACUCAACAACCGGACUCCCAUCACGUCUCGCCUGCUGUCCCCCGCUCGCGCCACGUCCCCCUCAGUCCGUCGACGUCACGCCAGCGAGAUGUCGAACCCUGAGUUCGCACUCUUCAUGGAGAAGGAGCAUCUUAGAGGCGCCGAGGAAGACGACUACAUCAUCAUGCAAAACCUCAUCCAGAGGCGAUACGAGGAGGAGUGCGGGGAGGCCGAGGGGGAGGGCGGGGGCAUCAGCAUCAGCGUGUGCGUCAACAGCGAGGAGCCGCACCUGCCGCCGCAGACCACCACGCUGCUGACCGUCAGCGACCGCCGCCUGCCGCA